GUCGUGGAGCUGCUGCUCAAGAAGGGGGCCGACGUGAAUGCCCAGGGUGGCCGGUACAGGAAUGCGCUCCAGGCGGCGUCAUUUUGCGGUCACAUCGCUGUCGUGGAGCUUCUGCUCAAGAAGGGGGCCGACGUGAAUGUGCAGGGUGGCCUAUACGGAAAUCUGCUUCAGGCGGCAUCGCUUUUUGGUCACAAAGCUGUGGUGGAGCUGCUACUGGAGAAGGGGGCCGACGUGAAUGCGCAGGGCGGUGGAUACGGAAAUGCGCUCCGGGUGGCGUCGGAAUGCGGUCACAUCACUGUCGUGGAGCUGCUGCUCGAGAAGGGGGCCGAUGUGAAUGCCCAGGGCGGCGAAUACGGGAAUGCGCUCCAGGCAGCAUCA
This is a messenger RNA of Stereum hirsutum FP-91666 SS1, 378 nucleotides long. Its product is annotated as ankyrin. The annotation marks the transcript as partial. The record is from RefSeq and is a predicted model, not a curated record. The transcript has a single exon. NCBI's taxonomy places the organism in Eukaryota, Fungi, Basidiomycota, Agaricomycetes, Russulales, Stereaceae. Gene Ontology annotation, molecular function: protein binding.